Messenger RNA from Paramuricea clavata, 510 nucleotides. The record is from the annotation of a GenBank genome assembly. Lineage: Eukaryota; Metazoa; Cnidaria; Anthozoa; Malacalcyonacea; Plexauridae.
AUGGCAGAUGAAGCGACUGACAUCUUGAAAAAAGAGCAACUCCCAAGAGUUGUGAGAUAUGUUGAUAACAGUAAAAUCAUUAGGGAGUCAUUUUUGGGAUUUUGUCAUCUUUCUAAUGGUAGUACAGGGGUUGCUAUUAAAAAUGAAAUAUUGAAAGAAAUUAAAGAUUUUGGUUUACAUAUUAAGCUGUGCAGAGGUCAAGGUUAUGAUGGUGCAGGUGCGGUAGCUGGUAUUUAUAAUCAUGGAACAGCUGCUUUGAUCAGAUCAGAGUAUAAUAAAGCUAUUUUUGUACAUUGUUCAAAUCAUAGACUAAAUUUGUGUGUUGCUGCAUCUUGUUCAAUUCAAAUUGUGCGAGAAAUGAUGGAUAAUUGCAAGUCUAUUGCCGAUUUCUUUAACCUAUCACCAAAACGACAAGAGUAUCUAAUUGAAAAUAUUAAGUCAUACUUGCCCGACUCGACAAUGAAUCAUUUUGUUUUCAAAGAUGUAUGUAGAACAAGGUGGAUUGAAUGA